UGCGGAGAGGAAGUGAGAGUGCGAGGCCUCGUCCGCCAUUGUGGAGAAGAGAGAGCCCGUCCAGAGCGAGAGUCUGAGCCCGGGGGGCGAGGAGCGCCAAAGAGAGGAGGCCGCCGCGGUCCCCACCGCUCCCCCUGUGUCCCCACACACAGACACGGCGCCACAUUAGUGUCCUGUAGGUGUACACACAUAUACGUUACUCUGUAGCUACGCCUGGCAGUUCUAUAGAAUACCCGGCGGCACGAAUGUCUUUCUAGCCGUAUGUAUACGUCUGUGCUGUACCUAGCCCCCGCAGGCCUGUUGUAGACGCACGUCCCGCCUUGUCCCGUCUGCACAGACGCCUAGAGAGCAGCAGCCGGAGAGUCACUUACAGGGAGGGAUCACACGGCGGCUCCCGAUCAUCUCUGGCUCCACAGGAGAAUGUCUGCGACCAGCGUGGAUCAGAGACCUAAAGGACAGGGAAACAAAGUUGCAGUACAGAACGGUUCAAUGCAUCAGAAAGAUGCAGUAAACGAUGAUGACUUUGAGCCAUAUCUAACCAGCCAGACGAAUCAGAGUAAUAGCUAUCCACCAAUGUCAGACCCUUACAUGCCUAGUUAUUAUGCGCCAUCCAUUGGAUUUCCUUACUCCCUUGGUGAGGCAGCAUGGUCAACCGCAGGAGACCCACCAAUGCCGUACUUGUAUGGACAGAUGAGCAAUGGAGAACACCACUACAUACCGGAUGGAGUGUUUAGUCAGCCUGGCGCUUUGGGGAACACUCCUCCUUUCCUAAGCCAGCAUGGGUUUAACUUUUUUCCUGGGAAUGCAGACUUCUCCACAUGGGGGACAAGUGGAUCUCAGGGACAAUCGACUCAAAGUUCUGCAUAUAGCAGCAGCUACGGAUACCCCCCUAGUUCCCUUGGUAGAGCCAUUACUGAUGGCCAAGCUGGUUUUGGCAGUGAUACUUUAAGUAAAGUGCCAGGGAUUAACAGCAUCGAGCAAGGAAUGACAGGACUGAAGAUUGGCGGGGACAUGACUGCUGCUGUAACAAAAACUGUUGGCUCAGCCUUGACUAGUGCAGGAAUGACUAGUAUAGCCGCAAAUAGCGUGCCUCCAGUUAGCAGUUCUGCACCCAAACCAACCUCUUGGGCUGCCAUUGCUCGAAAGCCAGCAAAACCUCAGCCUAAACUUAAACCUAAGGGCAAUAUGGGUAUUGGUAGCACUGCAGUUCCUCCACCGCCUAUAAAACACAACAUCAAUAUUGGAACUUGGGAUGAUAAGGGGGCUGUGGUAAAGACCCCUCUUGCUCAGCCAGUUAUGCCUCCUCAGCCUGUAAUUCAGCAGCCUCAGCCAUUAACGCAACCUCUACCCAUGGUGCAAAACCAACUGCCUCAACAGCAGCUUCAGCAGCAACAAGGACCUCAGCAGCCGCCCCCGACACACCAGGUGCAGCAGCAGCUUCAGAACCGCUGGGUGGCACCUAGGAACCGGGGCGUAGGCUUCAAUCAGAACAAUUUAUCUGGAAAUGAGAACUUUAGCCUAGGUGUUGUGCCUGUCAGCUCCUCACCAGGUGUUGAGGUUCACCCUGUACUGGAGAAAUUGAAGGCCAUAAACAACUAUAAUCCCAAAGACUUUGACUGGAGUCUGAAAAAUGGGCGCGUGUUUAUAAUCAAAAGCUACUCCGAGGACGAUAUUCACCGCUCUAUCAAGUACUCAAUCUGGUGCAGUACUGAGCAUGGCAAUAAGCGUUUGGAUGCUGCUUACCGAUCCUUGAAUGGUAAAGGGCCACUUUAUUUACUCUUCAGCGUAAAUGGGAGUGGACAUUUUUGUGGAGUCGCAGAGAUGAAGUCUAUUGUAGACUAUAAUGCGUAUGCUGGAGUCUGGUCACAAGACAAGUGGAAGGGAAAGUUUGAAGUCAAAUGGGUCUUUGUCAAAGACGUUCCCAACAACCAACUGCGACACAUUCGUUUGGAAAACAACGACAAUAAGCCUGUUACCAACUCAAGGGACACUCAAGAGGUACCCCUAGAAAAAGCCAAGCAAGUCCUUAAAAUAAUUGCGACUUUCAAGCAUACAACCUCUAUCUUUGAUGACUUUGCACAUUACGAGAAGCGUCAAGAAGAGGAGGAAGCCAUGCGUAGGGAGAGAAAUCGAAACAAACAAUAAUUAGAUGGAGUUAAUCUUUCUGUAAAACACUAAUGAUGCAGACUCUGGAAAUCGCCUACUUUGUGGAAGAAAACCUAAUUAAUGCAUUUUAUUUCUGCUUCUGGCAACGUCCUUGAACACUGUAACAUAAAAUUGACUUUUUUUUCUUUCUUCCCCUUCCUCUUUUUACAUUUUUUUUUUUUCCCCCAUCAGUGCAUUGCCCUUGUACUCAUCACCAAACACUUGAGAACUUGUCAAGCACUUUCUGUCCUGAAGCUUUUAACCAAUAUCUGCUGUCGUUUUUGUAAUCAAGCUGCGGCGCGGGAGUCCCAUUGAACGCAAGGAUUCCUUUGUCCUUUUUUUUUUUUUUUUUUUUUUGUGUGUGUUCAUUACUAACUCUUAGGAAAGUGGUUAGUUAAUGAGAUUGAGAAUUAUCGCUUCAUUUAUUUUAUUUUAAAUUUCUUUUUUUAAAUUGUGUUUAUUUUUUAUUUUUUUGUUAGCUGCUGGUAAAAUGAAAAAGAAAUCAUGCCGUCUUUAAAUCAGGAGUUCAAAGAAUAGUCGUCUCGAGAAUUUUUGUAGUGAAAUCCCUAUGGUAAAUGAAGUCUUAUACUGUGUUGCCAUAGGUGCCCUUUGUUUUAGUGUUAGGAAUCAAUGCAGCUUUGUGGCAACCUCCUGUUUAAUGCACAUCUAUACUUCUGUAAGACUGAGCGGGCACUUCUCUGGGUUCACACACCAUUUUUAAUGCAUGCCUCCCAUUUCAGCCGCUAAAAUCAGAACAUGUAUCCUUAGGAUAGGUCAUCAAUAACAGAUUGGAGGGGGUCCGACACCUGGUACCCACUCAUCAGCUGUCCAGAAUUAACACAGACAAUGGAACAGGAAGCAGGCAGCGCCGUACAUUAUGUAUUGGCCGUGAAUGGGAGCUGAGCUGCCGAACCCAGCAUGGUGGCUACACAAUGGUCGGAGCUGCGCUUCUGGGUUCGUUCUCUGUUUUGGUUCUGACAGUUGCUAUGAACAGCUGAUUGGUGGAGAUGCCGAAUAUCGGAUCCCCACCCAUCUGUUAUUGGUGACCUAUCCUUGGGAUAGGUCAUCAGCAUCUAUAACCCAGAAACUCCCCCAUCCUUUAAGCUUUCGUAUUCAGUACUUUAAUCCUGAUCACAUCCAACCCGAUUCAGUCGUUGACCUAAAGCAAUAGUGUGCUGAAGAUUUCAUAACAGGGGGACAAUUAUCCUGAGAGAAUUAAAGGGAUUAUCCCAUCUUGCCGUUUCCACAGAGCGUUGGGACUAAGCGUUGACCCUAGGUGGUCGGGCUUACGGACACAGACGAGCGGAACAGUGCGCCGCUGUUUGUGUUUUUUCCAUUGUAUUAAAUGGCAACUACACAAGCAACAUAGUAGAACAAGCUACACUGCUCCCAUAACUUCAUGAGUUACAGAAGCAGCGGACUCUGUCCCAAUCACUAAAAUGGGAGUUGUGCCAUCCCGCUCGGCAGUUUCCAUAAUCCCUCCACCCAGGGCCACCACUUAGUCCCAUCUCUCUGGAAGUGGCAAGAUGGGACAAUCCCUUUUUAAGAAUUUUUCUUGCUUAAAGCCUUGACAGACUUUCGCUAGGUUAUAUAUAGUAAGGUGUUAAGAGGGAUCAGCUCACCUGUGCCUCAGAAUAUUCAAGCGCGGUGCACGGACGUCAGGGGUGGGUCCCAGAUCUCCUAUACUGUAUAUUCAGGAGUUUGUUAGUGUGCAUCAGUGUCCAAUUGGUAUUGUGUCUAACUGUUCUAGUAAUUGUUAGGGCUCUUAACAAAGAAAGGACAGUGGCACGCUCAACUUUAUUAUUUUAUUUUUUAUUUAAUCCUGAAAUCAGAGGCUGACUUUAUAGCCAUCUGUGUGGCCAUAAAAAAAUAAAAUCUUUGGCCCACAGUAUUGCAACCUAAUUUUAGUCAUACAUGAUCAAUAUCAAGGGGGCAAACUAUGUAAAAACAAAUGUAACCCUUAAGAGAAUAUACAUGGGAACCAGUGUCCCCUAAAUGGAGUAGGUAUUACUCACUGUGCUGUCCUGCAGCUCCAUCCGCAGAAGAGGAAGGGUAGCGGGAUAUAAAGCGCCAGCCAGAGCUGAAAUCUCUCCCCACACACGUUAUAGAGAAGGGAAGCUGCACUUUGAUUUAGGGACUGUCAGGCUCCAGGUACUUGCUGAACACUACUAUUGUGAUUUAUGGCCCUACAAUAUGUUUGGUGUUUACACUUUAAAUAGGGUACGAGUUAGGCUAGGGCUACCUGCACGGCAAAAGAUUUCAGCGGAUGAUGGUGAAUGUGGUUCUGCCGCUACCUGCAAGCUGCUGAAACGGUGACGGUCACAGAAAUCCAAACCAGCCGUAUUUCCGCACGACUGCAUUCACUAUCGUUCGCGAUCAUAAUGUCCCAUGGUGCCCUAGCCUAAAACUUCCCUAAGAGUGGUGCAGACAUGUUUGUACGUUUAAAAUGUUGUGUGUGAACGGAGCCUCAUUGCUAGCAAACGAGUGUCACCAUGUCAGUCAGUCCACGCGAGGCUUUUUAUAAUCUGAUUCUCUUUAACUUUGCAGACCUGACCAAGCGCCCUCAUGAAAUGGAAACCCACUCGUUAACUAGCUAAUAAAGAGUGAGAAUGCAUGUGGCGUUCGGCACUGUUCAUCACUUGGAAUAACUUUAUGGGCGCAGUUUGUUUCGUUUCCACUCAUAGAUCCCUCCACCCAUAUUGUGAUUAAUUUUUUGUAAUUUUUUUUUAAGUGCCUCCUUUUUAUUUUAUUUUUUUCAUUUUGUCCUAGUAUAGAGAAAUAAUCUGAUCAUGUAUUACAGGCAAACGUAUUAAUGUAAAGUCUAUGAGCCUGAGAAUAUGACCGUAGUCGUGCAUUCUUUCCAAAGCUGCUUUCUAGCUUCAACUAAUGUAACCUUGGGGUCAUUUUCCUAGUAGAAAUGUAUUUCUAUGCUAAUCCUGUUUGUCCAUGAGGAUUGUGUUACUUGCCGUUAUUUUCUAUCUUUUUUUUUGCUUUCAUAGUAAAGAAUGGUUGACAUAUCUACACUUCUGAAAGAAAUUCUAACCACCUAAUAUAUUUAAUUUCAUUUACUUGUAGUCUAUGCUUCUAUAUUGAAUUGAGAGAGUCUAUGUAUUUCCAUACUGAAAUAAAUCUAAGAUGACAUACAGUACACUAA
This is a messenger RNA of Bufo gargarizans (Asiatic toad), 5299 nucleotides long. RefSeq names its product YTH N6-methyladenosine RNA binding protein 3 (gene YTHDF3). Gene Ontology annotation, cellular component: cytoplasm. Gene Ontology annotation, molecular function: N6-methyladenosine-containing RNA reader activity; mRNA binding. Gene Ontology annotation, biological process: mRNA destabilization. Bases 421 to 2145 code for a protein of 574 amino acids. The record is from RefSeq and is a predicted model, not a curated record. The transcript is spliced from 5 exons. NCBI's taxonomy places the organism in Eukaryota, Metazoa, Chordata, Amphibia, Anura, Bufonidae.